CAACCAACAAGUCAAAUGCAAAGCACAUUCAUCCCCAGUUGCACGAGCUACUCAAAGGCCCGUACGCGCGACGCCCUCGAACGACGUAUCCGAGGUCGCUGACAGCUGCACUAUUGAGGCGCCAAAUCUAACGCGGCACAUAGUGUAUACAAAUCAUAGUCAGGCUCAUAUGUUGACCAGGACUUCCUGUCGAUAUGGUUGUUGUUUCUACACUGCUAGAAUUCGAAUGAUGUAACCGUCUUUCAAGGCCAAGUUCAAGGUCACCUCAAUUGCAAGCGCCGUGUGAAAGCGCCCUGGCAGCGGCAUGGAAGCUGUUCCAGCGGCUCCACAGUGCCCGAAGGACGGGUGAUCCAUGUCUGACAUGGGGCCCUGCUGUUCGGCUUACCCCCCUUUCAGGGUUGCUCCCAAGCAACUGCGAGAACAUGCUGGGCUUGGUGAAUCGCCCAGACAACCCAAGGUAACUGGAGGUACAGAAAAUCAACUGCUUGAUUGGGCUUCCCUGCCAAUGUGCUGUGCACCACAACAGCUAGACAACUCCCCUCUUAAGCACCUCCCAUCCGCUCAAGGUGUAUUCACGCGUCUUUGGGACAGUGUCGGCUCCGAAUCGGCAAGGGCGGGAAAACGGGUCUUGAGCUCUUGCUCCAGGGAACGUCAACAUCAGAAAGCCGCUGAGGUGAGGUUCCUUCCCUCCCCUCCAGUUCCGCGUGCCUGGGCACCUCAAGUCCUCAACUCCUCUCCGCUGCACCAUAGCACCAAGCUCUGUUCUGAUCCACCACACACCAGAAACCAGGAAAUCGGCACGUCAUCGCACCAAUCUUAACAACUUCAUUCAUAUUUCCCGAAUCCUGACACUCUCCCAAUUGAACAAUUCCUGCGUUGAAGAACCCUUUUCCUGGCCCCUUGACCACCUUCCUCCACUUGGUGCCUGCGAGGCCUGCACUUAUAAGGCGGAAACCCCGCUAUAAUUCAGCAGCCUCUUUCCCUCCCUGGUUCUGCCAGCCUCAAACUGCAGACCGCCCGCGUUGCACCGGACGACCAGAGAAAACUCAAGAUCGGGCCCAGCAACCACCAACUUUUGCACACGAUUCUUCAAUCAAGUGCAAUUGAGGUGGUCGCUGCCGAUUGAGGUCGACCAGCUUUCGACAAGUCGUCUGGUGCACU
Canariomyces notabilis is the source of this 1161-nucleotide messenger RNA. RefSeq lists its product as uncharacterized. The transcript is spliced from 2 exons. The record is from RefSeq and is a predicted model, not a curated record. Bases 362 to 820 code for a protein of 152 amino acids. Lineage: Eukaryota; Fungi; Ascomycota; Sordariomycetes; Sordariales; Chaetomiaceae.